Messenger RNA from Rana temporaria (common frog), 2127 nucleotides. RefSeq names its product dual specificity phosphatase 22 (gene DUSP22). Bases 246 to 869 code for a protein of 207 amino acids. The transcript has 7 exons. Gene Ontology annotation, cellular component: cytosol. Gene Ontology annotation, biological process: regulation of cell population proliferation; positive regulation of JNK cascade; protein dephosphorylation. The record is from RefSeq and is a predicted model, not a curated record. Gene Ontology annotation, molecular function: protein tyrosine/serine/threonine phosphatase activity. Lineage: Eukaryota; Metazoa; Chordata; Amphibia; Anura; Ranidae.
CUUGUAAACAAGGAGUCAGCAUAGGAGGAGACAGCGCAGAGCGAGGCGGACCGAGAAGGGAGCAGCUCCAGCUGAUACUGAGUGAUUACAGUUCCCGACAGACAGAGCCCCAGCACAGCCCAGACAGGCCACCCCACACACACCUCUGUCUGUACACAUGUACUAGCAGCAAACACAUUCAGGGACAUUACAGCUCACACAGCUUUGCUUCCUGUUGUCCUAGUCAGUGCAGUCCAGCCACAGCCAUGGGUAAUGGAAUGAACAAGAUUCUCCCUGGCUUAUUCUUGGGGAACUUCAAAGAUGCUCGUGAUAUCGAACAGCUUAACAAAAACAACAUCACUCACGUAUUAUCAAUACAUGACAGUGCAAGGCCAAUGUUGGAGGGCCUGAAGUAUCUUUGCAUUCCAGCAUCUGAUUCCCCAAACCAAAACUUGAUACAACACUUUAAAGAGAGUACAGCAUUCAUCCAUGAAUGUCGCCUGAAAGGAGAAGGCUGUCUUGUUCACUGCUUGGCAGGUGUUUCCAGGAGUGUGACCUUGGUAGUAGCUUAUGUCAUGACAAUUACAAAUUUGGAAUGGGAAGAUGCGUUGGCAGCUGUUAAAGGGGCAAGGACAUGUGCCAACCCGAAUAUGGGUUUUCAGAAGCAGCUUGAGGACUUUGGAAAACAUGAUGUCCACCAUCACCGAGUAUGGUUGAAGGAGACCUAUGGAGAAAGUCCUUUCCUGGAUGAGGAGGAAGCCAAGCAACUUGUAGCCAAACAUAAGCAGAGGGAAGAAGAGUCCAGCACUGCAAGCUCGAGCAGACAAUGGAGCAGUCAUUUAACCUCUCUCUCUUCCAUGGCUUACAGCAAUUACACAACAGAAACAUAAAUUUUUACUGUAGCACGUGUGUUUACUGUCUAAAUUACUUGUCACCACUAAAGUAUAUAAGCAGACACCACAUUGGUGACUGACAAUUGUUGAUACAGAAUUGGUUUGAUAUGAGUUAAGAGGUCUUAAGAACACAAAUGAAUGUGUAUUAUAUCCCUGCAAAGAUGAGCAUCAUUUUGCUGAAUUGCAAUUUGAGUCAGGAUUUAAUCUAGUCUGUCACAUGAAGAGGGUGAAUUCCACUACUGUUGUGUAUUCUUGGCACUUUAUUCCAUAUCUCCUUAACGCGGGUCUCCCUGAAAGCUUUGAUAUUAGUAAGCACUGUUUUAUGGCUUUUACUGUGCUUCUGUUUUUAACAUAUUUUAACGUUUUCUACCUCAAUAUGCCAUUUGUUUCUAUGUUUACCAAGCUGACCCACUUCCCAAUUGCAUCCUUAACAAUGACAAAUAUGUUGAGUGGAAAUUUCUCAGGUAGUACAGUGUCAAUAGUAGUGAUUUUACUGUUCUCCUGCAAGACCAAUCUGAAGUGUAAACGUAUGGUGCCACAAUAGACUCAGGUAAUGUAGACGUCAAGUGUUCUUUUUCCUAUUGGCAGCUUUCAAAAGCUAACCCAUUCUUGUAGCGAAAGAAAAAUUGGCCACACAAUAUCUGUAAGGAGUUAUUGUAUUGAGAUCAUGCACUUUAUAUAAUAAGCAAGAACUAGUUUAAAAAUAUAUCUAAGUAAACGUAGCCCACCAUGCUUUGAAUUGUAGAGCACAUAGAACUGUGGGAUAGCGCCAUAAUCGGAGACAAUUUUGUGUAUUACUUUUGUGGUUACUAAGAAUUUAUGCAUAAAAAUGGCAGGGAAAUAUCACAUGCUAGUUAGGACUUUGCACUAUAUUAUGAAGAAUACUAAAGGUGACAGCCACAUUUCCAGACUUAAUGAUGAAGUUUAGGAAAGUUGCUGUACUCUGAUCAGUCACAUGCCACCUUGGGUUAUUUCAUUGUUAGGUCAUAUGUAUGGCAGUUUGAUCAGACAAUACUGAAGGCUUUGUGUAAAAACUUGAACUGGGCAUCAAGAGUACCUUUUCUUCAUGUGCUAUGUGGUUAUUAAACUGAAAGAAUACAUAUAUUCCUCUGGAUAAUUGAUUCUAAAUAAAUACAAGCCAUGCUAAAAUGUUUUUACAUUCCCACUGUUAUACACGUGGACUGUUAUUGUGUGAUUUUUUUUUUCAUAUAGGAAAGGUGGAUCCAAAUAAAAAAUAAAAACUGUAUUAUGUCAA